AUGGGCAUAGAAGAUGAUUUCAGUCACUUAAGACUGCGGGAUCACAAGGAGCAUGAAAAUUCCCGUAUUCUGGACAAAUUUGCGGACCAAAUUAAGACAGAUGAGCUGAAGCUAACGAAAGGCAAAACCAGCAAGGACAAAGCUAAUAGAGCGACGGUUGAGAAUGUUUUGGAUCCUAGGACCAUGAGGUUCCUGCGUAAGCUGAUUAAUCGUGGGGUUAUAAGCGAAUUUAAUGGUUGUUUGAGUACCGGUAAGGAAGCCAAUGUAUACCACGCGUUUGCUGGGGAUGCCAAGGAGCACUUGGCAUCAAAUGAGGGUGCUGACCAUGCUGAAGAUACUGAGGAUGCCGAAGUAGAGGUCAAGAAGAAGGAGUAUGCUAUUAAGAUUUACAAAACUUCGAUUUUGGUGUUCAAGGAUCGUGAAAGGUACGUUGAUGGGGAAUUUAGGUUCAGAAAUGCUCGCUCACAGCACAAUCCUAGAAAGAUGAUUAAAGUCUGGGCAGAGAAGGAGUUUAGAAACCUUAAGAGGAUCUAUCAAUCAGAAGUGCUUCCAUGCCCAAAGCCUAUUGAGAUCAAGUCCAAUGUGCUGGUGAUGGAGUUUCUAGGCAGGGGUGAUGGAUUUGCGUCGCCUAAGCUGAGAGAUUAUCCAUAUAAGGACCGUGAUGAGAUAUAUCAUUACUAUCAUUUGAUGCUAAGUUAUAUAAGAUUACUUUACCAGGAGUGCCAAUUAGUGCAUGCGGACUUGAGUGAGUACAAUACCAUAGUACACGAGGGGAAAUUGUAUAUGAUCGAUGUGUCACAGUCGGUGCAACCAGAACAUCCAAUGUCGUUGGACUUCCUGAGAAUGGACAUAAAGAACGUCAAUGGGUACUUUUCGAAGAUGGGAAUAGACAUCUGCCCUGAGCGUGCUAUUUUCCAGUUUGUCAUAUCAGAGUCGCUGGACAAGUUUGAGGGCGAUUACCGGUCAUACAAGGACUUGCAGGCGUAUGUUAAGAAAAACCUUCCUCUGAAAUUAACAAAUGAUGAUGAAGUUGAAGACGAGGUGUUUAGAUCGCUACAUUUAGUGAGAAACCUAGACGGUCUAGAGGAACGUGAUUUUGAAAGGUUUACUACCGGAAAAUUCGACCUACUAAAGUCGCUAAUUGCUGAGGAUAACAAAAAGGUCGCCAGCUCCUUCACAGCUACUGAACAGUAUGAUCUCACUGAGUCCGACUCUGAAGAUUCAGACGAUUCAGAUGAAUCUGAUAAUGAUUCUAGUGAUUCAAAUGAUGACAGUGAUAGUGAUGGGGAGGACUCCGAAAGUGAUGAGUACUCAGAUGAGAGGCAUAAAGAAUUGAAGGGGAAGAAGCAUGAGGAUAAAGAUGCGAAGAAGCUUCGUAAGCAGGAAACUAAGGAAGCUAAGCGAGAGAGGAGGAAAACAAAGGUGAAGAAACAUCUUAAGAAGAAAUUGGUUAAAAAAACCAAGUCUAAGAAAUGA
Eremothecium sinecaudum is the source of this 1476-nucleotide messenger RNA. It is a transcript of the gene RIO1, whose product is annotated as protein kinase RIO1. Gene Ontology annotation, biological process: maturation of SSU-rRNA. NCBI's taxonomy places the organism in Eukaryota, Fungi, Ascomycota, Saccharomycetes, Saccharomycetales, Saccharomycetaceae. The transcript has a single exon. The coding region runs from base 1 to 1476 and encodes 491 amino acids. The record is from RefSeq and is a predicted model, not a curated record. Gene Ontology annotation, molecular function: ATP binding; protein serine/threonine kinase activity. Gene Ontology annotation, cellular component: preribosome, small subunit precursor; cytosol.